CUUUCCUGUUCCGGAAUGAAUGAGCCGCCAGUUGUUGUCAAGCUUUCGAACCGUUUGCACCUCUCCUGCAGUUGUGUCUUCAUCGCCUCUUUUCUUUUCUUUGAAAAAAAACAAACAAACAAAAAGUUAAAAUUCACAUUUGAAUUGCCGUGAUGGAAAUCCAUGUCAGCCCCGGAUCAUUUUGACUGGAGAAAUAAAACAAAAAAAACUAGUCAAAAACAACAAGAUUUUUGGAAGGCUUGAAGAAAGCAAGAAAAUACUCGAAAGAAAUUGAAUUGAGAAUGUCGGGCAAGUUGAACUCGUCGUUGACAACUGCCGAGUGGGUGGACGGUCGACGAUCAUCUUGCGAGUCGAGCUCAGCCACUCCGCCGCGGCUGGAUCGUGGCAGCAGCGCGGGCCGUCCAUCAGCCGGCACGGCCGUGCGCAGUGAUUCGAGCCAAUUGUUCACCAAAUGGCUGAUGAAGAAGCAGCAAGCCAAUAGCGUUUUGGAGAACGAUUCCGGCGGCGCACAACAGUCAAAGCAGAAGCAACAAAUGGCCGGCUCUAUCGGUCCAGGUGGCGUCGUCAUUGGCGUCGGUCGGGGUCAACUCUUUCCCGCCCGGCUGGCCUUGGCACUCGGCAUGGCCAAAACCCUCCUAGGCGUCUUGUUGGUUGCUUUCGGUGCCCUGGCGCUGUGGGAACAAGCGUCCAUGUCCUAUCUCGGUUCGGGUUUAUGGACGGGCGCUGUGGUGGUACUGAGCGGUCUUAUGGGCAUAAUGGCUGGCCAGAAACGUACCAAUUUAAUCUACAUCGUAGCUUACCUGUUGAUGAGCGUGCUGGCCCUUGCCGCCAUCGGACUGUUGCUCAUCUUCGCAGCGACGGGACUAGCCCGCGACACUGACGCCCCUCACGGAUACUUUGUCGACCAAGAGGAAGGGAGCCGCGUUGAAUUCCUUGGCACGGUACCGUUAAAACAGCGCGCCAUCAUCAUCAACGCCGUCCUGGUGGCGCUGGGCACGCUGUCCACCUUCCUGUCGUUGGCCGCCGUGGUGAUUUGCCUGCGCGAAGCGUGUCUCUGUUACGGUGCCCAAGCGACGACAGCCGGCCAACACCGUCGACUGGUCAACAGUAACAGCAGCUGCACCAGUAGCCAUCAUCACAAGAUAGGCGCUAAUCGCAUCGGUUCCGUUCCCAAUAUGAAUUUGCUGACGGCCGAUCAGAGUCCGGAGGGUCAGGCGCGAGCCUACCGGCUGUUGCGCUGGUUGAGACAGUCGCACCAACACCAACAGCAGCAACAGCAACAACAGCAGCAGCAGAGACGUCCGCCACCUUUGCUUCGGCGCCUCUAUAAUCCACAGGUUCCGAUGGUGGCACAUCCGAUUCCAGUUGCAAUCUCAACAACGCCAGCGGCUAGUGGCCAUCCGCCUGUCGGUUUCCCGUCGUUCGUUACCGGAGCUCCGACGGCUUACGUCAUCCCAGCCGGAGCUAUGCCUGUACUUCAGCCUAUGAUUUCCGGGCCGGCAUUUUAUUCUCUCACCAGUCUUUCUUCUCUUCAUCACCAUCACCACGCCCCUGGCAUGCCACCACCACCAACGCAUAUGCAUCACCCCGCUAAUUAUGUACACCGAGAAAUGGUCAGUUUGCCCGUCGCCACGGCCGGCGCGACUCCGAGUGAACGUAAUCACAAAAAGGAGAAGAAGAGGGACAAGAGCGCGGCGGAUGAGAAACGAUGCCGUAGGUCUCGCAGCACGGUGCAAGCCAAUGACCAGCCGGAAAUGAAAGAGCAAAACAAACGCGAUCGUUCACAGCAGCGGCAGCAUUUCUUCGGUAUGCUUCCAUCAAGCAGCACGAUGGCGAAACAGCCGCAACAGCUGACACAACAGCCGCUGCAAUCAGACGUGGAGAGCAUGGUCAGCGGUUACGUUUACACGGGCAUGGACCGCGACAUUGCCGAAGAAUUCAUUCUACAUUCGAUGACCAUACCGACGCCAGCGACGCAGGCGAGCAGCGUCAAAAGUGGUUUCAGCACCAAUCAACGCGAGGUUUUUUGAAAUCCUCCAACUUCCCUACGUUUUUUUUUUUUUGUACAAUGAACAUCGCGUCUUUUCAAUCGAUUUGUUGACUUGUUGAUUUGAAAUUCUUUUAAAUAUCCGUCCGCUCAGAAAGAAAAAGAAAUCUUUAGAGAUUGUUGAA
Messenger RNA from Daphnia magna, 2172 nucleotides. RefSeq lists its product as uncharacterized. NCBI's taxonomy places the organism in Eukaryota, Metazoa, Arthropoda, Branchiopoda, Diplostraca, Daphniidae. The record is from RefSeq and is a predicted model, not a curated record. Bases 282 to 2030 code for a protein of 582 amino acids. The transcript has 5 exons. Gene Ontology annotation, cellular component: membrane.